AUGGCGGGGUUAAGUCAGGGAAGGUCAUAUCGUAGGCAAUUGUUUGAUGAGAUAUUUGAUUUUAGUGAAGAUGAUAGUUUAUUCGCUGAAGAUGUGGAGGAAGAUGAAUCAGCUGGUGAUCAAGAUAUGAACAAAGGAGGCAUUAGAGCAGUAGCAAACACUAAUGCUAUUGAAGAAGGUCCUCUAACAGGGAUGUUAUUUCCUUGUAUCAGCACUAUGUUCAACUUCUAUAAAGAACAUGCUAGAUUGAAAGGUUUUAGUGUUUUCAAAAGAUCAGCAGUUAAUGUACGGGGUGGAUCUCGCAAAUAUCAAACAAUUAGUUGCGAUAAAGGAAGGAAAGCAAUUGGUGCGAAAUCAUCAAAAAGGAUAAAUUGUCCUGCAAAGAUUAAUGCAAUCCUAAGAGAAAAUGGAAUGUGGCAGAUUUCAAAAGUUAUUUCAAGUCACAAUCACGAAUUGGAACCUUCUAUGUCUAGAUUGAUGGUUGCUCACAGGUCACUGAAUAUGGAUAUGAAGAGGAGAUUGGAGGCAAACGAUAUAGCUGGCAUAAGACCCGCAAAAAGCAUUAGGUUGCUUGAAGUUCAAGCAGGUGGACCAGAAAAUUUAAGCUGUUUGUCAAAGGAUUGUCGAAACUUCAUUGAGCGAAAGAGGAGGCUACGACUUGGUGAUGGUGAUGCUGAGGCUAUACGUAAGUUGCUUUCAAAUAUUCUAUGGGUUCAUCCUCGUAGUCGAGCUGCUUACGAGGAAUUCAAUGAUGUUGUUAGUUUUGACACUACUUACCUUGUUAAUCGAUACAAAUUGCCAUUUGCCACCAUUGUUGGAGUAAAUCAUCAUGGGCAAUCUAUUUUAUUAGGAUGCGCCUUGAUCUCACAUGAAGAUGUAAACACUUUUAAGUGGUUGUUCAUGACGUGGCUUGAAGCAAUGGAAGAUGUUCAUCCCAAUUCUAUUCUUACAGAUAAAUGCGAGAGCAUGAGGAAAGCCAUUAGGGAGGUAAUGCCUAAUACUAGACACAGAUUUUACUUGUGGCAUAUAUUAUGCAAGGUACCUGAGAAGUUUAAGGGUGUUAGUGAUUAUGAUAGUGCAUGCCUUGAGUUUAAAGCUGUAAUAUAUGAUAGCUUAACCAUCGAGAUGUUUGAGAGAAAUUGGAAUGAGUUUGUGGUGAAGCAUGGGUUGGAAAGAAAUGAAUGGCUUUCCAAACUAUAUGUUGAUAGGGAGUAUUGGGUUCUAAUUUAUCUCAAUCACACAUUUUGGGCUGGAAUGGUUUCGACUCAAAGGAGUGAGAGCAUGCAUGCCUAUUUUGAUGGGUAUGUUAACUCAAUGAGCACACUAAAGCAAUUUGUGGAGCAGUAUGAGAUUGCUAUGUGUGACAAGAAUGAAAAGGAGUUCUAUGCUGAUUUCAAAUCAAAAAACACAGUUGUAAAUUGCAUAUCUGUUUUUGAAUGGGAACAACAGUUUCAAAAGGCAUUUACUAAUUUAAUAUUCAAGCUCGUUCAAGAGGAGAUUAAACGAAUGUGGUAUUGCCAUGUCAUUCAGCCAACUGAAGAGGGAAGGCGUGAAGCAGAUAAUGAACCAGGAAUUGAGAGACAUAAAAUUAUGGAGAAAUCCAUAAUCAACAACUGGUUUCGUAGGGAGUUUGUUUAUGAUGUAGAGUACAGGGAAAAUGGCCAAUAUUUCAGUUGCAAUUGUAAGAAAUUCGAAUCAAAAGGAAUAUUGUGUUGCCAUAUCAUGAGGUUGAUGUCACUCAAAGACAUAAAGUUCAUCAACGAACGAUAUUUGCUUAGGCGAUGGAGAAAAGAUGUUAACCGUGUCCAUAGUAAAAAGUUUUUUCAUGGAGGGUACCCACAUAUGACAGAGGAGUUUGAGAAAUACAGGGAGAUGGAGAGGUUAUUUCAAGAAGCAUCCGAUUUGGCUUACGAUGACAAUAAGAUCAAAUUUGUGAAACAACGGUUGGCUGAAUUGAAGCGGGAUUUAUUGAGCUGGAAUGAUGGAAUGAUUGCUCCUACCAGUAAUGCACAGGUUAUUAUUGACACUAACAAUGCUGAUGAAAAUGAAGAAAAUGAAAGAGUUAUUCUUAAUCCACAUGUGACUCGUAGUCGUGGACGGCCACGAAUAAAUAGGCACAAAUCAGUAAGGGAGAUCACUCAACGAGAAAAUUCUGGUAGGAAUAGAAACAGUGGAAGGGGCAGGCGUAGAGGUCGACCAAGAAACAAUAUUAACUCGAAUAUUGCUGAGCAGGUUGGGCCGCAUAAUAGCCAAACACCAGCAGCCAAACACAAGGAAAUGUUGCUGAUGCUGUAA
Messenger RNA from Hevea brasiliensis (rubber tree), 2295 nucleotides. Its product is annotated as protein FAR-RED IMPAIRED RESPONSE 1-like. Gene Ontology annotation, biological process: regulation of DNA-templated transcription. Bases 1 to 2295 code for a protein of 764 amino acids. Gene Ontology annotation, molecular function: zinc ion binding. The record is from RefSeq and is a predicted model, not a curated record. The transcript has 3 exons. NCBI's taxonomy places the organism in Eukaryota, Viridiplantae, Streptophyta, Magnoliopsida, Malpighiales, Euphorbiaceae.